AUCCGUCUGAAUUCAAGUCCAAGAAAUUGUGAUUUUCAAAAAGGCCAUGCGCGCAUCUUUAGCGCAGUUUGCCAACUUUGUUUUGAUACGUGAGGUUACAAUUUUCGUGCAAAAUUUGGCUCACACGUUGCCUGGGGAUUGUGCAAAUGCCGACGAUUUAUGCGGUAACCGUGUGGAUCUAUUAAGUCGAUCCGCUUAUCACUUAUCACUGCGCUUCUCAAAACAUUAAAAAACAUGAUUGCACAUACAUACAUAUAUGUAUGUAGCGGUUUUUUACGUCGUGAAACGUUUUGAAACGUCUGCAGAGUAUGUGGAAAAAGGUAUGUUUCCAAUUAGUUUCCAUGCGAACAGCUGAGUUGGGAAAAAAGAAGUAGCUCUAGGCUCCAACAACAAUGGGCAAUGAAGGAAGCAAGUUAAAAGGCUUAAUUAUUGACAAAAAUGCGGUAGAGGUCAACGACUUCUGGGCCCUAUAUAAUGCAGAAUCCCCAACGACGUCCAACGAAGAGGGCGGCGGCGCUCAACUUCUGUCCAUAUUUCAAGGUGAAAUUCUAGUGAAGGGGCAACUAUGGAGUCCAGUGGGCCCUAUGGAGAGAGCCAUAAAGAACCUCAUGAUCUAUCGACAUCCGUACAUAUUAAAAUAUGUGACCACAUGGGAACAGUCGGGACAAAAGCAUCUUGCCACGGAGAGAGUCAGGCCACUUAACGACGUGCUAGCUAAACAGAGCGACAUACAAGUGUGCCUGGGUCUACGAACUAUACUGCGCAGCCUAAUAUUUUUGAUUGAAAAGGCACUGGCAAGACAUUUGAAUAUAUGCACACAUUCCGUUUAUGUGACAGACAGUGGGAGCUGGCGUCUGGCUGGCUUCGAGUACGUUUGGAAAGCUAAAGAGGUUAACAAACAAUUGCUCGAUCUUGCAAGUACUUUUAUGGAUCCAAAAAACCUCGGGGAAGAUUUUGAGCAGUUCGCUUUUGCUUCCCUAUGCGAGAGUGUCCUGGAAAAAUGUAGACCUGCUGCCGGCGACGCUGGUACUCCGCAUGUGCCCGAGUUUCGCGAGUAUUGCAGCACCCACUUAAAACACAAAAACACGGAGCUAAGACCCAAGCUUUCAGCCGUCUUACUGCAUCCGUACUUCAAUCAUGAGUUUGUACUAAUACAUUCCUUUCUCUUUGAGUUGCCGUUGAAGUCGAUCCAAGAGCGCCAGCAAUUUUUUAGCACAUUAAUUGAACGUUUGCGUUGCUUUGAUGAGCAAAUGGUGGCCUCUCAGCUUGCCAGCGAUUUGCUCUCCAGGAUGGUUCUACUCGAUCCCACCGCCCAACUGUGUGUGCAACCGUACGUGCUGCGGACAAAGGCCACAGACGGUGCAGGCGCAACUGUAUCUCUGUUUUCUCCACAGACUUACGUACAGUAUCUUCUUCCACAUAUACUCAAGAUGUUCCGCCUCCGAGAUGCACAAAUCCGUUUGAUACUAUUGGACUAUUUUAUGGAGUACGUUCGUCUCUUGGACGAUGAGCAGCUACAGAGUGAGAUUCUCCCGCAUUUGCAGCUCGGAAUGAGCGACACCAAUGACGUGCUAGUGGCCAAAACAUUAAGAUCCAUGGCUGAUUUGGUGCCUAUUUUAGGGGCAAAUAAAGUUCUAGGUGGAGACCGUCGCCGCUGUUUUUCCGAUGGUCGCCCGCAUGCAGCUGUAUCCACAGAUAGCCAGCAUCUGUUGACAGAGCCGCGUUCCAUAACUCCUUUAAUGAAUGGCAAUUCCAUAGAUGCAGAAGACGACGAAUUCAUGGUUUCCGGCAGCCCCCUGCCAACGGAAAACAAUGUAGCUCCUCUGUCGUUGCGACUUAGUCCUGAUGGCGGAGAAGACGAGAAAGAUCUGACGAAUUUAAUUGAGAAACCUCAGGAGACGGACCGCAGCAGCCACCCUGAAAACAAUUCCAAUAGUUUCACCGCUGCCCACGACAACACACUGAUCAAUGCGGAUGAGGAGGAGGUCUGGUCCGACUGGGACACUACAGAUGAGCUGCAGCGCCUGCAUGUUAAGCAAGCCGGAUUGGAGGAACAGUUGCCCACUGGCGAGUUGGCUUUGAAUAUUUUGGAGACCAACAGUAGUGCCUCUACGCAGGCGACGCAAACCUCUUCGAGCGACUCCUACCGUACCGCCUGCUCCAACCUAUCAAUAUCAACCACCAAGCUAGCGGCGCAACCGAGUCGCACGCUCAUCGAUGAUCUGAACGCCCUCGAUAUACAAGUGCAGUUGGCUACGCCGCCGGGUAGAUCAGAGUUGACAGAGUUUGAUUUUUUCAAGGACAUGGAGCCGGUCAUAGAAUGCAAAGCAACUAGUAGCAGUGCCCCGACAGAGGUGAUUCAUGUGGACGCCAGUCGCUUUGCGGCAGCCACAGUGACCCCCAAUGGUGACGAUCUGGGCGAUGAGGCGAAUCAGGGUUGGGGUCACGACGAUCAGGAUGAAGAUGAUGUUGUAUGGGGCACGAACUAGAACACUAGAACAAGAGGUCUGCAGGUUGAAAUUCUGUAAACUGCACAAUAAAGUCCAUGCCAUGUAAUUGAAUGUCAUGUA
Drosophila miranda is the source of this 2570-nucleotide messenger RNA. Its product is annotated as protein-associating with the carboxyl-terminal domain of ezrin. The transcript has 2 exons. The record is from RefSeq and is a predicted model, not a curated record. Lineage: Eukaryota; Metazoa; Arthropoda; Insecta; Diptera; Drosophilidae. The coding region runs from base 393 to 2489 and encodes 698 amino acids.